Molecule: messenger RNA, 5664 nt
Organism: Eublepharis macularius
Lineage: Eukaryota; Metazoa; Chordata; Lepidosauria; Squamata; Eublepharidae
Gene: TMEM59
Product: transmembrane protein 59
Exons: 8
Coding region: 70-1047 (325 amino acids)
Biological process (GO): positive regulation of autophagy
Cellular component (GO): lysosome; late endosome
Source: RefSeq, a predicted model, not a curated record
AACAGGAAGUGGGAGAAAGAAACACAAAAACAAACGACCAAGAAAGCGGCUGGCGGGAUUGAUUACAAGAUGGCGGUGACGCGGCAGGGUUGCUUGGGCCCGAGCUUUCUCCUACUACUACUUGCCUUGGGUUGCGAAGGGGCUCGGAUUGCCAGCGAGCCUGCCUCUGCCUCUCUUUCUGAGGCUUUUGAGCCAGCGCUGGGAAGUACUGCUCCGUGUCAGCGGACCUGCCAGAGCACCUACCCGCUCCAUACUUACCCCAAGGAAGAAGAACUUUAUGCAUGUCAGCGAGGCUGCAGACUGUUCUCCAUUUGCCAGUUUGUAGAUGAUGGUAUUGAUUUGAAUCGGACCAAACUGGAGUGUGAUUCAGCAUGUACUGAGGCAUAUUCCCAGUCUGAUGAACAGUAUGCUUGCCAUCUUGGGUGUCAGAAUCAGUUGCCAUAUGCUGAGCUGAGACAAGAGCAACUUAUGUCUUUGAUGCCAAGAAUGCACCUUCUGUUCCCCCUUACACUUGUGAGAUCAUUCUGGAGUGAUAUGAUGGAAACAGCUCACAGCUUCAUUACAUCCUCAUGGACUUUCUACCUUCAAGCUGAUGAUGGCAAAAUAGUGAUAUUCCAGUCAAAGCCAGAAGUUCAGUAUGUUCAAAGACCUGAGCAGGAAACCAUGGAUCUAAAACAAUCAUCUCAAAGCAAAGCAUCUUUAGAUCUACAACCAAGAGGACCUCAAAUACAUUCAGAUCUUUUUGAAGAGGAUGAAACUGACAGUUUCUUCAAAUGUAUUUCAAUAAAUUCUGGUUGGAUAUUAACUACUACACUUAUCCUCUCUAUACUUGUCUUGCUUUGGAUUUGCUGUGCAACUGUUACUACUGCUGCAGAGCAAUAUGUUCCAUCUGAGAAGCUGAGUAUCUAUGGAGACAUGGAAUACAUGAAUGAACAGAAGCUGCACCGAUAUCCAACUUCUGCUCUUGUGGUGGUUAAAGGCAAAAUUGAUGAACAGGAAGCAGGACCCCUGCCAGCAAAAGUUAACCUGGCUCACUCAGCAAUAUAAAUAGCUUUUAAAAAAUGAAUUCAGUAGUCUGACUCUAUGACUUCUGUCAACUCUGGUGACUUUUUCCAAAUAAGGGCCGGGGGGGGGGGGCUCAGCUUUCAGAUGCAAAUAAAGUUACCAAAUCAGUGAAGGCCCUACUGUCCAUGUAUUUUUCCACUAAUGAAGGAAAAGGUCAGAUGAUGGGUAGGUCUGGUGUGUGCACACUUGUUUGCAACUUUUUUCUUUCCAAAAAUCACAAAUAUUGUCUAUACAUUGAUGUGGUAUUUGCAUAUGAUCAUCUGUUAGCACUUCAGAAUAUAUAUUGGAAAUCCAUUUCAAAUAUAUAUAUAUAAGGAAUCUUCAGUGGUCAAAGAUGCCUUGAAGUUGACUUCUCAGCUGUGGAUAGAACCCAACAUGUAGAGCUGCUUGCAAAAAAACCUUAGUGCCUGUGUUCCAUGGAUGAAAAUCUAUUUCUUUUCACACUUUGUCAACUACCAGUACGUACAGCUCAGAAGUGAAACAAUAAAAUUCUUCAUCUGUCAGGAUGUCAGUUCUUACUGUAUUCCUUUGAAAUAAGCUCCCAAAAUGGCUAUUUAAAAUUAGGUGGUAUUACUUGUCAUAGUUUACCCCUGAUUAGCAUUUGCUGGGUGCAUCAUUUCAGUUUGAUGAAGACUCCAUCAAGCAGAAGCAAAGCUGUUAGCAAACAGAGUAUUGGCUACCUCUCAGUUCUAGUACAUAAUUGACCACAAUGCAUGUAGUGUGUUUGCUGUAGUGUGUUUGCUGUCUUCACUAACACCCUUGAAACUGAAUUCACAUGUCCUGCUUUUACAGCUUAACUGGAAUACCUCAUUUGUUUCAUAACUUGAGAAUGAACAAAUGUUUUAUCUAAUACAGUUCUGUAAAUCCAUACUUUCCAGGAGACCUUCCAAGUUCCUAUUUAAUUUGCUUUUUAAAUAUAGUUCUAAAAGGGAUGCAUUUAGUGUCCAGUUUGUGUCCAACAUUAUGCGUGCAUGCUCCUAAAAACUUAGCUGUUUGCUAAGGAAUAAAAUUAUAUUGGGAAAGACUUAUUAACAGUGGCAUCCUAAGCAGAAUUACUCUUCAAAGCCCACUAACUAUCUCUUAGGAUAGCCCGCUAUCAAUUCUGCUGAAGUCAGAUGAAAAAAGAGGCAAGCAAUUGUGACUCUUUAGAGAACUGAUGAUAGUUUGGAUGCAAACCAAUAAAAUAAAAAUCAAAUGGCAUUUUCUAUAAAUGUUAUAGUGGAAGAAUCUCUGUACAGUGUAAAGAAUCACUGUUACAAUUUAGCAGUGAAAAAAAUGAGUUUCUGUUUAAAGCUAAAUUUGUGUUAAUCAGAAUCUGUAAUGGGAGCCUAAUACAUAAAAUCAGGCACAAACAAAUUGUUGUUAAUCUCUUAUCUGGUCUAUACAUUGUUUUUAAAUUUUGAUAUUCCUGUUUCAUAGAGAGAGAGAGAAACAGAAAUUACUGUGGUUCAACCUGUGAAAUAGUUGCUUUAAAGAAACUUCCGCAGUUGGUUGUUUCUCACUGUUACAUGGUAACUUCCACAAUGUCUUUGGUCUUCGUUUUUUUUUAACGUGGGGUGAAAGAUAUUAUGCAGUGAUAAUUAUCAGUCAUAAAACCUUUAAAUUAUACAUUAUAUUUGGAUUAAUUUAACUUUUGACUCUAAUUUUGUGUGAUAAAACUGCUUUAUUGUGAAAAAUCUCGAACUAAAUGCACAGAAGUUUAAAUAGACUGAAAUUAAAAUGUCUUAACAGCAUGAGGGUAUAUUACAUUGCCUGUUUGUUAAAAUGGUGUGGGGGGGUCAUUAACGUAUCGUAGUACUUAUUUCUAGAUUUGUAGUUCUUUACAGCAAACUUGAGUAAAAAUCUCUUUAACAUUCUUCAAUAAAUCCCUGUCUCAAAGAACUAGCUGCUCCAUUUUUAUAACCAAAUGAUUUUAUGUGGAAAAGCAGCCAAAAUUUGUGUAGUAAUUCUUAAUUUGAGAUUAUCAGAUUCAGUAACAAGUGAACUUAGAAACAGCUCUGAAAGCCUUCCUCUGCUAAGAUCCAGAUAAACCAGGUGAAAAAUGGCCCUCCACGUGUAUGGCAGUACCGGUGCCAGAUUGUUAUAUUAGAGACUUACACAGUAAAAUGGAACAGGAUGUUGUCCUGUGAGAUCAAAGGAAAUGACAGUGUCUAUAAAUGGUGGGAUAUUUUAAGUUUAAAAGCAAUGUUACGCGUAGGUCUAUCAUUUCUAAUUUAGAACUAUGGAUCUGUCUCAAGGUCCUCUUUACUGAACUUUAAUCAGCCAGCUAUGUUGCAGCAAUACGAUGAGUAGAACCAAAUCAUGGCAUAGGCUUUUAAAAUGGAAAUUAGUAGUUUGGUUCCUGUAAUGUGUUCCAUGUAAAUAAGUUCUAUAUUUUAAUUCUGCUGUUUAAUAUGGGGUUUUGAAUAUUGGCUAUUGUGGGUUUAAAUGAAGGCUUCUGAAGUGAGGAGUGGGGGUUGGAUAGAUGAGGCAAGUGUUCUGUGAUUGACUAGUAGCUUACCAUAGGGGAAGAGUGAACUGCAGUUUUUAAUCAGAGUGCUGAGGGAAAAUAUUCUGUAUAAGGCCAUUUCUGCACAUCAAAUCUAAUCCACACUUGUUAGUAUUUGCACUGAUCGGGGCUGAUUCAGCUUGGACCUCCCCACAUUCUGCACUAUAUGACACAGAACCAAAUUGGCAUCUAUUUUUCAUUCCAGACAUGUUGGAAAUGCAUUGGUUUGGAACUGGGGUUUCUGGGGAUUGCAGUUCAGGUCACUUUUUUUUGUAUGAAAAAAAAUUCAGUAUAUGUUGUAAUAUUGAAACACCAUGCCCAGCAUUCCCCUCCCUCUCCCCAUUCCUUUACUCACUGAUUAGACAGUCCUGUGCCCGCCAAUCUAGUUUUUGAGUUGAGGAGAGUUGAUCGGCUGUAGAGGGAAACGUAACAAAUGUUUUUGUGUGAUUGUUCCACUUACAGACUUCUGGCAGCCGUUGUGGUUCUUAAUGAUUGGUGUGGUAUGUUUUGAAUUGUCUGCUUAGAACUUUGCAGGAAUCAUGAGAGUUCCAAAAGCAGCUGCGCUUUUGUUAUUCUACUGUCUCUGAGCCUGUUUUUACUUUUUUAAGGAAAGUGUCUGCCAGAAAAUGUCCCUUGAGAGCUUCCAUGCUACGAUCAGGCAUCAAACCUGUUUUGAGUUGCAAGAAGAGGUCACCCAGAACAAGAUAAAGAUGGUUUAGUCUUGCAGGAGUACCUGUUCCCCACUGCUGCUGGGUCUAAGAAGCAGCAACUGGUGGGACAACUUUUUCUUGUGGUCUGGGAUGACCAACAGUGCCUAGAGAAUUUCCAGAUGAUCCACCAAAUGUUUCAGGAGGUGGUGGCAUCCAUUACAGGAAGGUUACUGUGGCAUUCAACCACCAUAAAGAUCCCAUCCCAGUGGGAAAGUAUGUGGCAAUCAUACUGUGGUACUUCACCAAUGCCAACACCUACCAGGAAUUUAAGAAUUAAUUUGAAGAUGGACUGUCAACAGACAGUGGCAGAAAUAGUUCUGGAGGUCUGAUUCACCCUAUUUGCCUGGUGAUAGAAGUAGGUAAGGUAGCACAUUCCAUUGCUUGCUUUUCACCUUUUCUCAAUGUGGUUCAAUGCUGAUUGUGACAUUGAGGCCAUCCAUGACUUUCAGUUAUGUGAUCCUUAUAUUUUUAUUUCCACAAUCUUAUUUUUGGCUCGCCAGCACCUGUGGAAGACUUUCAAUUUGUCUGCAGUUCUGGGCUUCAUGAGGUUUUUAAAUUUUAGAAUGAACAGCAGUGUGUUAGUGCUGUUCUACCUGCUGUAGCCCGCUCUGCAAUUACCUUGCUUAUUAUAAAAGGCAUUAAACCAUGGUUGGUACGUCUUUGCCUGUGUAUACAGUAACAUGCUUCUUCCCUUUGUCUCCUUCAAGCUUGUGGAUGGGUUCCUAUCACUUGGCUUUCAGUACUGUACACGUGCUGUGGAUGGGACACACAUUCCAAUUUGGCAACCUAGGCAAAGAUACGAACAAUAUGGCAACAGGAAAAUGUACUGCACCAUUCUUCUCCAGGGAACAGUCAACCACAUUGACCAUUUUAUAGAUGCUGAGUGGGCUGGAGUGGCGGAAGCCAUAAUGUCUUUGUGUUUACAAAUUCCAUGAUCUGCAUAGCAAUGGAAGCAGGUGCCAGGCAAUCCCACUUUGACUCUGGAUGUUGUGAGUGUUCUACUACCACUCAUUGUUUCUUAUGCUUCCGUCUACACUAUGAGAAGAUGGCAUAUGAAGCCUACAGUAGACCCAGGAACAGUCGGAAGAGGCACUUUGAUUAUGCACUGAGCAGGGCAUGGAUCGUGGUGGAAUAUUCCUUUGGCAGGUUGAAAACUUGUUGGCACUGCCUCUUCUGUAGGUUAACCAUAUUUGAAGAGAUCAUUAGUGUGUGAUUACUUCCUGUGUAAUAUGAAAGAGCUGAUAGAUAGCACUUGGAGGCUGGCAAGGAAAGGAGAGAUAAGAUUGCUAGAUAUUUUGAAGUAAACACUAGCUGAUGUAUAUUUGGGAAUAAAGGGGAGCUUAAUAGUUUUGCUGUUUCCCUUGCUUGUUUACAGUUUACAAUAAAAAUAACUUAUUGUCA